Messenger RNA from Monodelphis domestica (gray short-tailed opossum), 3714 nucleotides. Lineage: Eukaryota; Metazoa; Chordata; Mammalia; Didelphimorphia; Didelphidae. The record is from RefSeq and is a predicted model, not a curated record.
GGCGCGGAAGUGGCGCAGCCGGACGUCUUUAGAUGAUGUCAUAUCCUAGCUCUCUUUCCUCCCCUCCCUUGCCCCCCUCCCUAGCUCAGGUCUGUACUCCUUUUUCCCGGAGACUCGGAGAGCUGAUCCAAGAUGGCGGCUGAGUCGGAAUACGAGUCUAUCCUGUGCGUGAAACCUGAGAUCAGCGUCUACCGCAUCCCGCCGCGUACCUCCAACCGCGGAUACAGGGCUUCUGACUGGAAACUAGAUCAGCCUGAUUGGACUGGCCGUCUCCGAAUCACUUCCAAAGGGAAGAUUGCCUACAUCAAACUUGAAGACAAAGUAUCAGGGGAGCUAUUUGCCCAAGCACCAGUGGAUCAAUAUCCAGGCAUUGCUGUGGAGACAGUAACAGAUUCUAGCCGAUACUUUGUGAUCCGGAUUCAGGAUGGCACUGGACGUAGUGCUUUCAUUGGCAUCGGCUUCACAGAUCGGGGUGAUGCCUUUGACUUCAACGUUUCUCUGCAAGAUCACUUCAAAUGGGUAAAACAGGAAUCUGAGAUCACCAAAGAAUCUCAGGAGAUGGACAGUCGCCCCAAGUUGGAUCUAGGCUUUAAGGAAGGACAGACUAUCAAGUUGAGUAUUGGGAAUAUUACAACAAAAAAAGCAGGAACCUCUAAGCCUCGACCUGCAGGAGCUGGGGGCCUGAGCCUACUGCCACCUCCACCUGGUGGCAAAGUGACUAUUCCCCCACCCUCAUCUUCAGUACCCAUAUCUAAUCACGUCACCCCACCUCCUAUCCAGAAAUCCAACCAAGGUGGCAGUGAUGCAGAUAUCCUGUUAGACUUUGAUUCUCCUGUUCCUAUCUCAAAGACACCAGCACCUGCACCUGCUCCUGCUCCUGCUCCUGCUCCUGCAGUGACUGACCUAUGGGGAGACUUCAGUACUGCAUCCAGGUGAUGAAUGACUGGAUGUGAGGGCCAGGUGUUGGGGCUAACCCACUGUCAGCCAUGGUGAGAGAACCCACUUACAAGGAGGAGGCCAGCUCUGAGUAAGAGAAAUAGUGAAAGAGAGACAGAUAGGAAAAAGCAGCAGCUAUGUGAUUGAGGGUGAGGACUGAGUCAGUAAACACACAACACAAUGAUUGUAGCUAAGACUCCUUUUAUUAUGUCAAAGAGAAAGAUUUUUUAUAGAAAGUAGAAUGCUAAAAGCAUUAAGUCAUUUUUAGAAGGCAUUUCUUUCCUGCAGAAUAUUGCUUAUGAAAAGACUACCCAAAACAUUUCUAGGGCUCCUCUAGAAACCCAAGCAAAUUGAGGAAGAGUGACAGUUGAUCUAUUCUGAGUAACUUGGGGAAAGGAAAGUCUAGGUCAAAUGACAUUAUAAAGGCUUUUUUGGUCUUCAAAAUAAGGAACAGCUCAAGGUUUUUUUAAUGACCAUUUGGAGAGGAAGCUUUCAGGAAUUCUACUUUUCUGAGUUUCAGCCAGACAACACUGUGGCUUCGAGAUUUUGGCCUUGCCAGAAAACCCCAGGCAAACCUCCAAACUUGUCUUUAUGACUGCUUUUUCCUCAGUGGGUCUAAAUUGUCCUAGGUUACUCCAUAAAUUAGAAUGUAAACUUGAGGGCAGGUAUGACUUCACUUUUGCCUUGUAUCCCUAGCACUUAAAAGUGCUCAGUGGAUAGAGUACUGAACCUGGAGUCUUGAAGACCUGAGUUCAAAUCUACUUCAGGUACACUAGCUGUGUGACCUUGCAGAAGUCACUUAACCUCUGCUUCAGUUUCCUUAUCUGUAAAAUGAGGAUAGUAAUUUUUCCUACUUCUCAGGGUCAUUGUGAGAUAAAAUGAGAUGAUGUUUGUAAAGGGACUUGCAAAAUUUAAAAUGCUGUAUAAAUACUAUCUAUUGAUCUUUAGCAUUUGACUUGUGACCACCUCCUUUUUCUGGAUAUUUUUCUCUGGGUUUUUAUGACCCUGCUCUCAUAUUUCUUAUCUGUCUGACUAGUCCUCAUUUUCAGAUCCUCAUCCAUGACCUGCCUCCUAUUUAUGGGUGUAGCUUAAGUCUGUGUUCUUGAUACUUUCCUUGUCUAUCAAGGAGUUCAUAUUCUAAUGACUUGUUAUAUGUUAUUUCUCUUCAUGAAGGCAACCUUUUGCUUGCUGUUCCUUUUCCCUGCCUUUACAUGAGUUGUCCCUUUUGCCUAGUAUUCUCUCCUUCCUCAUUUCCACCUCUUAGAAUCCCUAUGUUUCUUUUGCUUUCUUAAAUGGCCCCAGAUUAUUUAGAAGUUUUAGAGUUGAUCUGUCCUAUAUACUUCGGUACUCAUCUUUUGUUACCUAAUCUUGCUCCUACACUAAAUAUCUUUUUCUUUAAACCUUUACUUUCUACUUUGAAUUAAUAGGAAGUACUAUUCUAAGGCAGAAGAAUAGCAAGGGUUAGGUAUUUGGGGUUAAGUGACUUGCCCAGGGUCACACAGCUAGGAAGUAUCUGAGGCCACAUUUGAACCCUGGGCUUUCUGUUGCUAGGCCUGACUCUAUCCAUUGAAUCAACUAGUUGCCCUUACAAUAUAUAUCUUUUAACAGAAUCUGGAUUGGUUGGUGAAUUCUCAGUACAUUCACAUUGUGUUCUUUAAAUGAUUCCCAUCUUAUCAAUUUUGAAAGACUUAGAAUCACCAAUCAACACUGAACAACCAUGACUCCAAAGGACAGAUGAAGAAUGAUGCUUAUCUUCUGCCAAAGAUGAUAACUUGGGAGAGGAUUGUGGGAAGAUGGUAGAAUAGGAUUCAAGGUUAUCUCACUCCAAAUUCCCCCCCAAACAAAAUAAUGCCUCAGAGUCAACUCUAAAGCAAAGAAAUAGUUAGGAAUGAAACAUUUCUGCCAAGGAUAACUUGUAAGGAAGAUCUCUGACUUCCCAGGUGAUGGUCUCAUCAGAUUGAAAUGUAAACACCCCUGAGGCAAAUACCACAGAAUCAACAAACAAGCCACCCCAGAGGCAAAUACCACUAGAAUCAAUCAAUAAACCCUUAGAGUGGUUGUAUAGGGUUCAGCUUCAGCUCCAGAAAUUUCUAUCUACCCACUGUGGGAAGGUGGGAUUGGGUAGUUGACCAGGGCCCAGAUGCGUUCAUUAGAUACCACUCCGUCCCAGGCUGUGGCUUUGUGAGAGGGCUGAAGGGCAAAAAUACCCCAGUGAGUGUGGUUUGGGAGUUUGAGAGAGGUGAGGAUCCUGUUGGCUCUCUUCAUCUCUGGACUGUAGAGUCCUGUAGUCCCAGGGCAGAGAAGCAAGUUAGCUUCUGGGAACCACAGGGAGUAAAAGCAUUAGUUUUUAGUGAUAGCACUGCUAGGGCCUGGCCCAGGUCAGGGCACCAGAGGUCAUUCACAGACUGGGGUGUGAACAGUGGGAAACAGGGACUGUACUGGCCCUGGAUUAUAGAAAAUGGAAGAAUCAAGUUGGACUUGGGAAAUAACAGCACAAAAACCCUGAAACCUGAGACAUCAUCCCCCACACCUUGGAAACAGAGCCCAACUUUAGCAUAAAGCUAAAAGACUUCUGAUUUUUUUUUUUAAUGAGUAAGCAAAAGAGAAAGAACUCUCAUAGUUAGCUACUACAGAGAUACCAGGAGACCAGGGUUUACAUUCAGAAGUCAGUGAAGUUAAAAUACUGACUUCUAAAAUGUCAAAGAAAAAUGUAAAAUGGUCACAAGCCCCAAAAGACUUUUUAGAAGAGCUUAAAAAAAGACUAAAAACCAAAUGAAA